AAGGGUGGAGUGAACAAAUGUUGUUUUUUAAUUGUUGUUAUAUGAAUUAUGUAUCAAAUCCUCUUAAAAGAGGAAAAAAAAUUACUAAUCAAGAAAUUAUAGAACCAAUUGAGAUAGAUGUCACGGAAGUGAAAUCAGAAGAAACUA
Molecule: messenger RNA, 147 nt
Organism: Dentiscutata heterogama
Lineage: Eukaryota; Fungi; Glomeromycota; Glomeromycetes; Diversisporales; Gigasporaceae
Source: the annotation of a GenBank genome assembly